AUGGCGGAGACGUUCGCGUUCAAUGCCGACAUCCAGCAGCUGAUGUCCCUCAUCAUCAACACCUUCUACUCCAACAAGGAGAUCUUCCUGCGAGAGCUCAUCUCGAACGCCUCGGACGCGUUGGACAAGAUCCGUUACGAGUCCAUUACAGACCCGGACAAGAUCGAGGCGCAGCCCAACUUCUUCAUCAAGAUCAUCCCCGACAAGACGAACUCCACCUUGACCAUUGAGGACUCGGGCAUCGGCAUGACCAAGAACGAGCUGAUCAAUAAUUUGGGCACCAUCGCCAAGAGUGGCACCAAGGCCUUCAUGGAGGCCAUGGCGGCAGGCGGAGAUAUCUCCAUGAUCGGCCAGUUCGGUGUUGGCUUCUACAGUGCCUAUCUGGUUUCGGACAAGGUGCGCGUCGUCAGCAAGCACAACGACGAUGAGCAGUACAUCUGGGAGAGUGGAGCCGGUGGAUCUUUCACCGUGCAGAAGGACACGGAGCUUGUCCAUGGAGAGAUCAAGCGCGGCACCAAGAUCAUCUGCUACCUCAAGGAGGAUCAGUCGGAGUUCUUGGAGGAGCGACGCCUCAAGGAUCUCGUCAAGAAGCACUCCGAGUUCAUCGGCUUCCCUAUCGAGUUGUACGUGGAGAAGUCCAAGGAGAAGGAGGUGACCGACUCCGAGGAAGAGGAGGAGGAGAAGAAGGAUGAAAAGGAAGGUGACGAGCCGAAGAUCGAGGAGGUUGAUGAAGAGAAAGAGAAGGAGGAGAAGAAGAAGAAGACCAAGAAGGUCAAGGAAGUCUCGCACGAGUGGGAGCAGCUCAACAAGAGCCCGGUCCAAUUCUGGGUUCGCUGGCAACACAUCGCUGACGUGACUAACGAGGAGUACGCCUCGUUCUACAAGUCCCUGUCCAAUGACUGGGAGGAUCACCUCGCGGUGAAGCACUUCAGCGUCGAGGGCCAGCUGGAGUUCCGGGCGCUGCUGUUUGUGCCGCGCCGGGCGCCAUUCGACCUCUUCGAGACCAAGAAGAAGAGGAACAACAUCAAGCUCUACGUGCGCAGGGUGUUCAUCAUGGACGACUGUGAGGAGCUCAUGCCCGAGUGGCUGAACUUCGUGAAGGGCGUGGUGGAUUCCGAGGACUUGCCUCUGAAUAUCUCCCGCGAGACGCUGCAGCAGAACAAGAUUCUGCGCGUCAUCAAGAAGAACCUUGUCAAGAAGUGCUUGGAGAUGUUUGCCGAGAUCGCAGAGAAGAAGGACGACUACAAGAAAUUCUACGAGCAGUUCGGCAAGUGCCUGAAGCUGGGCGUCCACGAGGACUCGACCAACCGCACCAAGGUGGCGGAGCUGCUGCGCUACCACACCUCCAAGUCGGGCGACGAGCAAAUCAGCCUGAAGGAGUACGUGGACCGCAUGAAGGAGGGCCAGAAUGACAUCUUCUACAUCACCGGUGAGAGCAUCGCAGCUGUCUCUUCUUCACCCUUUCUGGAGACCCUCCGCAAGAAGGGCAUCGAGGUGCUCUACAUGAUCGACCCCAUCGACGAGUACUCCGUGCAGCAGCUGAAGGAGUUCGAUGGGAAGAAGCUGAAGAGCACCACCAAGGAGGGCUUGGACAUCGAGGACGAGGAUGAGAAGAAGAAGCUGGAGGAGAUGAAGGCCGAGUUCGAGCCUCUCACGAAGCUCAUGAAGGAGGUGCUGGGCGACAAGGUGGAGAAGGUUAUCGUCAGCUCUAGGAUGGCCGACUCCCCUUGCGUGCUGACCACGUCUGAGUACGGCUGGUCUGCGAACAUGGAGCGCAUCAUGAAGGCGCAGGCCCUGCGCGACAAUUCCAUGACUUCCUACAUGGUCUCCAAGAAGACCAUGGAGGUGAACCCCAAGCACUCCAUCAUGGCCGAGCUGAAGAAAAAGGCGGCCGCUGACAAGUCCGACAAGACCGUCAAGGACCUCAUCUGGCUGUUGUUCGACACCUCGCUCCUCACCUCCGGCUUUAACCUGGACGAGCCCACCCAGUUUGCCGGCCGCAUCCACCGGAUGAUCAAGCUCGGCCUCAGCAUCGACGACGAUGACGAGGGUCUGGGUGAUGACGAUGACCUGCCCCCGCUUGAGGAAGUCGAGGGCGCAGCCGACGAGGCUUCCAAGAUGGAGGAGGUCGACUAA
Symbiodinium natans is the source of this 2136-nucleotide messenger RNA. The record is from the annotation of a GenBank genome assembly. NCBI's taxonomy places the organism in Eukaryota, Dinophyceae, Suessiales, Symbiodiniaceae.